Messenger RNA from Nicotiana tabacum (common tobacco), 1308 nucleotides. RefSeq lists its product as uncharacterized. NCBI's taxonomy places the organism in Eukaryota, Viridiplantae, Streptophyta, Magnoliopsida, Solanales, Solanaceae. The record is from RefSeq and is a predicted model, not a curated record.
AUGGCAGGUAAUGAAGGGCGUCCGGUGAUAAAAGCUGCAAGGCACAAUCUUGCUAAUAUGACACAGGCAAUUGUGAAGCCUGAGAUAACUGGUCACUUUGAACUCAAACAAUACAUGACUGAUGAGGUGUUGUGUCACACUUUAGUUGAUAGGUUGGACGAGGAAUCAAAGAUGAAUCUUGACUUAGCAUGUGGGGGUAGUUGCAUGGGAAGACCGUAUAGUGAGAUCCAGAUCCUGCUAAACAAUUUCACUGCUAAUGAUAAUAAUUGGCAUGAAGAUGGGAAACCACGAAGAGCGCUUAAACAAAAGGCAGCAGGUGUGAUCGAGCUUGAUGAUUUCUCAGCCUUGAGGGAAGAUAUAGCGAGAUUAAAAAAUCAGAUGAAUAAGAUGACAAUGCACCAAGCACAACAGAUGCAGCGUGUGCAACAGAUGUCUACUUGCUGCGAGUUUUGCGGUGAAGGUCACACAAGUGACAUAUGCCCCGUGAAUCCUGAAUCCAUCUACUACGUGGGGCAACAAGCUAGAGGGCCGAUGAAUCAAAAUUCUCAAUAUAGUACCACAUACAAUCUGAACUGGAGGAAUCAUCCUAACUUCUCUUGGGGUGGAAAUCAAAACAUCAGGCCUCAAGCGAAUUAUAAUCAUCCACCUCAACCUCUACAGCAAUCAGAAGAGAGUUUGACUGACAUGAUUAAAAAGCUCUUGAUAGACAAUCAGAAAGUUAUGGCUGAGAAUCAACAAUUGCGCACAGAGUUCAGAAAUCUAGAGAGGCAGUUUGGGCAAAUAGCUAACAAUCAGAAUAUUAGACCUGUUGGAGCUCCCUCAAGUGAUACAGAGAAAAAUCCUAAAGUCAAUACAGUGACGUUGAGAAAUGGGAGAGAGUUAGUAGAAGUGCCUAAGAAGAAAAAGGAGCAGUUUGGGCUCGAAGAAGAAAGAGUGCCAAAAAAUAUAGAGGUAGAUAAGAGAAACAAAAUAAAGUCUGAGCAAAUAUCAGGAAGGGUGCCUCCUCCUUUUCCUCAAAGACUGAGAAAGAAGAAUGAUGACAAUAUGUUUCACAAAUUUUUAGAUAUGCUAAAGCAGAUACACUUGAGCAUCCCUUUGGUGGACAUGCUCUGUGAGGUCCCAAAAUAUGCAAAGUAUAUUAAGGAUAUAGUGGCAAAUAAGAGGAGGUUAACUGAAUUUAAGACCGGCGUACUUACUGAGGAGUGCACUUCCAGGAUUAAACAUAAGCUUCCACAAAAGCUUAAGGAUCCGGGUAGUUUUACCAUCCCCGUGAGGAUUGGUGAAAUUGAUGUGGGUAGCCUUGUGUGA